GCUUUCUGUUAUUCCCUCUCACCUUUUCUCCUGCCUGCCUGUUUUGUCUCUUGUGCCCUCCUUCCUUCAGCACAGCACUCCACCAUAUGCACCAGCAGCAGACACAGUUUUCUACACUCUGGAUCCUAGUGGCACCCCCACACCGUCUGGCAUCUGAGGCAGCCACCUCAGUUCACCUCAUGAGACAAGGUACUGGAGCAACAAAUGGAAAAGACAAGACAUCUGGUGAGAAUGAUGGACAGAAGAAAAUUCAAGAGGACUUUGACAUAGACAUGGACGCACCAGAGACAGAACGGGCUGCAGUGGCGAUACAGUCUCAGUUCAGAAAAUUCCAGAAGAAAAAGGCAGGAUCCCAGUCUUAGUAGCUACCUUGUAGUUUAAAGUGGUAGUUCUGAGGUGAUCUGUCAGGAAAUUAAUAAAUAAAACUAAGAUGCAUGUACAGAAUAUUUAAAACCCUAUUGGCAGGUAUGUAACAAUGAGCUUGUGAGUGGCUUCAUCCUUGUGAUUAUCUCCAAUCCCUUUUCUUCUGUAACUCACCAUUUUACUUGAUGUUGUAAUAAAAAGUUAGGAUGAAGUAAUUA
Molecule: messenger RNA, 581 nt
Organism: Mauremys mutica (yellowpond turtle)
Lineage: Eukaryota; Metazoa; Chordata; Testudines; Geoemydidae
Gene: PCP4
Product: Purkinje cell protein 4
Exons: 3
Coding region: 87-362 (91 amino acids)
Cellular component (GO): cytoplasm
Molecular function (GO): calcium ion binding; calmodulin binding
Source: RefSeq, a predicted model, not a curated record